CAACAUUUCAAUUCUCCUCUCUUCGCAUCUCUAUAUGCAACACCUCCUCUGCUUCUCCCAAAUUGUCCGAUCGGAUUUCCUUAUUUUCUUAACUUAUGUCAAGUCUCGGGAAAGUCAUGAAGAGCAAGAUGAUGGUGAUGACAAUGACAAGCAGGAGGGUACGGGGAAUGACCAUGAUGAGGACAAUGAGGACGACGGCAGGGAUGAUGACAACAACGACAAUGUGCAUUCUUCUCGCGGGUCUUUGCCAGUUUGGUCUGAGGACGAUAAUGAUGAGAAUGAUGAUGUCGACGAGGAAGGUGAAGGUGAUGCUGGCAGUUACAGCAAUAGCAACGAUGAUGAGGACGAGGAUGAUGAGGACAACAAUUUGCAUGAGGUUUUGCAGUCAUCUCACGGGACUCCGCCACGAUGAGAACAAUGAUGUCAAUGAGGAAGGCGAUAGCGACGAGGACAGGAUGAGGAUGAGGAAGAGGAAGAGAGGGACGAUGAAGAAGUCAAAGAGGAGCAAGAGGAUGGCGAUGACUACAACGACAAUGAAUACGACGGUGGGGGCGAAUACAAUGGCAAGGACAAUGAUGGCAACUAGGACGACAAUGCGCAGGAAGUUCUGUAGUCGUCUCGGCGGCAUCCACAAGUUCAUUCUGUGGACAACAAUGAAGAGAAGGAGGAAAGCGAGAGCCAAAUGCGAAUUGACGACAACGACAAGAAAGAGGACGAGAUCGAUGAUGAAGAAGCCGAAGAGGAGGUAAGAGAUGGAACAGAAUGAUGUGCUUCCUUCUUUUUUCGUUCGAAGCAUGUGGAGAGAUGACUGAGACUAGUAGUUGACAAUGGUGUGCAAGUGCUCUAUUUAUGGCACACGAAUUUGCUUGGAUUUUAUUGGUUUAUCAGUUCCGAUUCAGUGUAU
This is a messenger RNA of Eucalyptus grandis, 904 nucleotides long. RefSeq lists its product as uncharacterized. Bases 96 to 749 code for a protein of 217 amino acids. NCBI's taxonomy places the organism in Eukaryota, Viridiplantae, Streptophyta, Magnoliopsida, Myrtales, Myrtaceae. The transcript is spliced from 3 exons. The record is from RefSeq and is a predicted model, not a curated record.